Sclerotinia trifoliorum is the source of this 1350-nucleotide messenger RNA. The record is from the annotation of a GenBank genome assembly. NCBI's taxonomy places the organism in Eukaryota, Fungi, Ascomycota, Leotiomycetes, Helotiales, Sclerotiniaceae.
GCCCUGAAAAGCUCAAAGAAAACACGCUAAACACGCCAAAAUUAACCCACGAUCACUAAACGCGUCACCCCGCGUCUCUACAUUUAUCAAAAUCAAUCAAUUGCCACACGACACAGAAGUAUCACUAAUUUUUACCAGAGAACCGGUCAUGGACGACGCUCUAGAGGGAUAUGAUGAUACUAAUCGUGCAUUCCUUCAAGCAUUAUUGGCACGAGGUAGUUUAGAUCUGGAGGAGGGCAAAGAACUGCUCGCUCGCAUUUUCACAGUUAAAGAUGGUAAUUUAUUUCCUCAGAACAAGCCUGUCUUUGUGGAAAACUAACAUUCAUCUCUAAGAAGGACGAGUUACUUCCAAAGACGAUGUCACAUUGGAUGAUUUAAAAUCCUAUAUAGCCAGCGCAGCUCAAGCUCUCUCACCGUUCGAUUACGAGAUUAGAAGCAUGAGACAUCAACUCUCAAACAAACAAACCUGGGCUCUCGUGAACAGUGCCAGCGAUCCUCUCACCCAACUUGCGACGACUUUUACAACCGAAGAAAUGUUCUAUAUCAAGCGCCUGUUGGAUGCUAUGUUUGAAUCAUUCAAUACUAAGGGAAAGGAGGUCAUGGCCAUUAAAAGUACGCAAGCUAUGCAUUCGUCAAUUAUCGGAGGAUCCGGUCGGCAGAGCAUAGGCGAUGAUGAUAUGCAGAUUGUGGAUAACGGUGUCAAGAGAUCAGAUGCAGAGAGAAUACUGUCGGAAUUGAUGGCGCAAGGGUGGUUCGAACGGAGCGGACGAGGAUACUAUUCUUUGACACCUCGCGCAAUACUGGAGCUUCGAAGCUGGCUUAUCGAUACAUACAACGAUUCAGACGAUCCCGAUGAGUGGCAACCUAUUAAAAACUGCCAAGCAUGCAAAGGGAUCGUCACAAUUGGAUUAAGAUGUUCGAGGAGAGAUUGCAAUGUGCGACUACAUAAGACAUGUCAAUCUGCGUAUUUUAAUUCGCGAACCAAUAAGAAUUGUCCAAAGUGCGAGACGGAGUGGGAUGGAAAGAAUUAUGUCGGAGAAGAGGUGUUUACAUCGACAGAAGAUAAUUUGAGGGAAAACCGAAGAAGCAGUGCUUCUUCACGACGAAGAGGAGCCCCUGUCGAGGAGGAGGAGGGGGAAGAAGAGGACGAAGAAGAAUAAAUCUAGAAACGGCACAGAUGGCGUUCAUGGCGAUUUUUGGUAUUUACGAUAUCCCAUGCGGUUAAAAGGGUUUGGACUGCUGGUGGUACACUAGGAACGAUCUCUUAGACGAUAAGUCAAACUUCAAAAGUACUCCCUGCAUCACUUAUUAAUUAAUAUCCUGGUGCAACCAUGCUCAGCUGAAUCGAGU